GGUCAACAGACUUCUUCUUGCCUCAACUUUCAAGAAGUAUUCAACCGACGUCUUUUGAGAACCACCAAAAGAACCUCGGAAGAUUCUUCAUCGAAGAACUCUGACUUGUGAUUGAUUUGGUCCAUCUACCAGUGCGGCGACAAAACACAACAUGGUGCAGAUCUUCGCCGUGCUGGCCUUGGCCACACAGGCUGUCGGAAGUGCUUUGACGAAGCUGGCGGACAAUGCACAGCACGUACUGUCUGAUCCCGAAAUCAAUUCAGCCACAGAUGCUUCCACAGUCAUAGAUGAGUUGAAGAAGGCUGAGAUCAUACCAACUGUCAUCGAUGGGUUCCUGCCAUCUCUCCUAGUCGGUGUGGACUGGCCCUCGAGCAAGCAUGCCGACCUAGGGAACACCGUCAAGCCCAAGAAGCUACAGGACGAGCCCACCAUCACCCUCACCCGGCCCGGGUCCGAAACGGGCUCUUGCCGCUCCAUCGCCAACGUCACAUACACUGUGACCAUGACUGACCCCGAUGCACCGUCUCGCGAUGACCCGAAAUGGUCCGAGAUGUGUCACUGGAUCGCCACGGGCCUUGCCGUCUCAGACGGCGAUCAAGACUCGUCCUGCUCCUCGUCGCUGACGCUGUCUCUGGCGGGCCUUGAGGAAGUCAUGCCCUAUAAACCACCGGGACCCCCUGAAAAGACAGGCAGGCAUCGAUAUGUCUUGAUUGUUUUCGCACCCGCCAACGGGACCACGGACCCCAUUCACCCCAAGAAGCCUGAGGACCGGCAGCACUGGGGCUAUGACUUUGAUGGCGAGAGCGUUGGCGUGCGCAGAUGGUCUCAAGAGAACGGGCUGGUGCCAGUCGCCGCAAAUUUCAUCUACUCCAAGAACAAGAAGCAGUGAUGUAUCAGUUGGUUCUCGGAUCUGCGAAUAAAGCAUCUCGGUUUCGACUAACCGCGAUAACUAACAUCUGCUGUCUCCAUUAAAGUGUUGGAGAUUAGAUGGCAGUUUGUGACUCAAUGGAAUGACUUUUGUUCGGGGUCCGCUACGCGGCAACAGUAUCUACACACUGCACUGCUUGGGAAAUGCUCCCUGCGCAAGUUUCCAUAACGCGAGUCUCUCUUGAAACAACCGUUUUAUGACACGAUAUAGUGUAACCACAAAUUCACAGGUGGACAGAAUGGUCCAGUUGCUCUAUG
Molecule: messenger RNA, 1185 nt
Organism: Diaporthe batatas
Lineage: Eukaryota; Fungi; Ascomycota; Sordariomycetes; Diaporthales; Diaporthaceae
Exons: 4
Coding region: 152-889 (245 amino acids)
Biological process (GO): regulation of proteolysis; regulation of Ras protein signal transduction
Molecular function (GO): peptidase inhibitor activity; phospholipid binding
Source: RefSeq, a predicted model, not a curated record